Messenger RNA from Amphibalanus amphitrite, 3227 nucleotides. Its product is annotated as protein ANTAGONIST OF LIKE HETEROCHROMATIN PROTEIN 1-like. The transcript has 5 exons. The coding region runs from base 1714 to 3060 and encodes 448 amino acids. The record is from RefSeq and is a predicted model, not a curated record. NCBI's taxonomy places the organism in Eukaryota, Metazoa, Arthropoda, Thecostraca, Balanomorpha, Balanidae.
AUUGCCUGGCCGUGGAGUUGGCGAGGGGCUGGCGGAUUGUCACGCCGGCUGUGACAGUUUGUGACAGUGUGUUUUGAGUGUCUUAGCCGGGCUGGGGAGGUGAGGUGAGGCAGUAUGGGAUCCAACAGCAUUACUACGGCUGCGCGGGCAAGAUGUGCGGGCUGUUUGUAUGCCCCGAGCACAAGAUGUAUGCUGUGGAUAGUGAUAUUUAUAGUUCAAUCAGUCUUGAAGCAUGUGGACCAGGAUGGCAUGAUGUAAGACGAGCAAUAGCCAAUAACAGAGCCUUGAGGUGAGAUUCAGCUAAAACUGUCAGCAUACAAAAACUCAGUCAGAAAAUUUGGCAUAAGUGAAUAUGAGAAUCCAAUUUUGGCUGUCUACCCUGCUGUCAAAAUUGAAAUAGAUAAAAAUGUAUUUAGGAUGCAUUCACAUUUUUAUUUGAAUCAUAUCAAUGAAAUAUUUUAGAUUAAGGUUGGCAUCACAUUUUUAUGUGCAAAACCUUGGGGGGAAAAUUAAUAAAAUGUUGGGCAGCUCGAAUGCUGCCCCUCCGUCAACCUUCAGGCUAUAUUUGCAUAAUAACCUGUUUUUGUUUGUGCUAGAGCCUACAUGUUUUACAUAAUCCAAGUUUUUCUAAUAAUUCUCAGUACCUAUCAAAAAUGUAGGUACUUACCUUCUUUAAACUAGGCCAUAGCUUUGACCAUACCUGACAUCUAGUUAGAAACUUGACAAUGUUUUUGGUUUGCGGCAUAUAGGCACUUACCCAUUUUCAUGCUUUCCAUUGUGUAGGGUGCCGUGUACCAGGCUGUGUGUCAUUCCUGCCUCUAAACCAACUUAAUUUUAUUAAUCUUAAGUGAAUUAUCAUAUAAUUUAGCCUUUUAAAAGUACUUUAGUUCAUGCACACCUACUUAUUGCAUUUGUAUAAUCACAGUCCGAAGGCAGGUGUUUUAAGGGUUUUAAUGUUUGAAUAUUGUUGAGAAAAGAACAGUAGAAAUAAAUGUCAGGUCUCAAGGUGCUCAAUAAGAGUGCUUAUCAUUGGAACCUGUCCUAAAUAUGUUAAGAUUCAAGAAAUGAUCAAUAUUUCAGAGAUUAGGGAAAAGUAACAUCCAGUCAUCUCAAUGUAAACUCUGUCAGCUGACAUCACCUGGUUGAUGGAAGCUGCGUGACAGAGUCCGUGUGCCACUGGCAAAGUAUGUGACAGCUGAAGAGGUUUUUGCACCUCUGCUGCCAAGGGCGCCCCCGGGCGUCACCUGGCUGGAGCCGGGCCACCGGCCGCCUGCUGCCAUCUGUUGCCAGCCCUGAGAAACUGUCCGACAGGCGAGCGAUGCUAGACGGGUGCGGCCGCCGCUGGCCAGAAAUUAAUGACCUCAGCCGCCGAACGAACAUAUCAACGAGAGAUUCAUGAGGGAUAACGGAUGAAUUACCCCGUUUACAUGAGUCAUUCAGCCUAAACGGAAAUAUCCGAUUAGCCAGGGAACGGAAAAAUGCGUUUCGGUGGCCCCGUUUACAUGAGCCUUAUCGGAAAAAUCCGUUCCGGAACGGAUAAUUCCCUUUACGCCGGCAGCCCGAAAAAUACGGAUAUUUUGCGCAUUUUUACAUAUCUGGCGCAGCUCUGACAGUUGACCACACUCCAGUUCAUAUUUUCAAGUUUGUGCCGUUUGUGGCUUGGGUUGAUGCAGGGUUGAUGUGUACAGGAUAUGUAAUUUCACAGGCUUAAACAUGGAAGAUUUUGAUAUUUUCAUGGCACAGGCGAUGAUUUUAUUAGUGCUGUGUAGGCGACAUUUGGUGAACUGCCAGAAGGCAGUUUACCAUUUGGUGUCUAGGACGAGAAUGAAGAGCUGUGCUGCAACCCAGCAACGUCUGAGAAAGAAGCGCAGGUUAAUAAUCAAUCUUUUGAUGGACCUCCAGCAAGUUCAGAGACAGCUUGGAAAUGGUGGGAGGAGGUGGAUGCUGCCACGUCUCAGGAAGCACUGGUUCGAAAGAGAAGUGAUGCAGGUAUGGGAAGAUGAUCGCUGGCGGGAAAACUUCCGAAUGACGAAGACAUCCUUUUUGAAGCUUGUUGACCUCGUACGCUACAAGAUGGAGCCGAAACCGACAGCUGUGAGGGAACCCAUCCCAUUGGAGAAGAGAGUGGCAAUGGCAUUGUACAACCUUGCCAGCAACAUGGAAUACCGUGUCACAGCCAACCAGUUUGGAUCCCAUAAAACAACAGUGAGAAAACAUCUUCUGGGGUUCUGCUCAGCAGUUGUCGAGUGCAUGGCCGACUACAUCCAGCUGCCGUCUGCUGCCGAAGCCAUUGAAAUCGCAUGUCGUUGGGAGGCCAAAUGGUCGUUCCCGCAGGCCUACGGUGCUAUCGAUGGCACACACAUUCCAAUCACGGCACCGAGCGACGGCUUUCGGGACUACGUCAACAGAAAAGGCUGGCCUUCAAUACAGCUCCAGGCCGUCUGUGACGACAGAUACUUGUUUCGCAACAUUAACUGCGGCGCACCUGGUAGCAGCCAUGACGCAGGAAUUCUUGCGGCAUCUCCUCUCCAAGAUCAUUCGCCCAGAUUACCAAAGGAGCCAAGGAUGAUUGAGGGCGUUCCUGUACCACUCUGCCUGCUCGGGGACCCUGCGUACCCACUGCAGCCGUGGCUGAUGAAGCCAUACGCGCUGAGUCUGGCGUCGGCACAGAGCAGAGGCCUGACGGAUGAGCAACAGCAGCUGGAGGCCGAGCGGGAGUCCUUCAAUGUUUAUCAUAGCGCAGGUCGUAUGGCCAUCGAAUGCGCAUUUGGUCGACUGAAGGGUAGGUGGCGCAAACUGCAAAAGAGGAUAGAGGUAGACGUGGACAAGGUCCCUCUGAUUGUCUCAACGUGCUGCAUACUUCACAAUUUUUGUGAGACUCAGUGCGAGGUGUUUCACGAUGCUUGGCUUCCCAGUCCGGAUGUAGCGCGCCAGUACCCCCAGCCAGAUGGACGCGCGCACCCAGCGUUAAAUGAGCGGACUGCGCGUGACGCCAGAGACGCCGUGCGGGUGCACUUAGCGAGACACUUGCCACUCAGACAGUCCACUCUGCGCUUCUGAUGUGUGGUGUGCACUGCGCGGCGAUUAUUCAGAUUGAGUUUCCCGCCAGCUGUGUGUGCAGUUGUGAGCAGGAAAGUGCCAACGUACCAUGUAAGCAGUGCACUGUUCGGGACGUCGCUGUUGUAAACCGUGUUUACAUUGACCGCUGAAUAAACUGAUCAUCUAUA